AUGGCUGGUGGAACCGUUGGUACAGCCAUCGCCGGCACGCACGAGAUUGUCUAUGGCCCACCCGGUUACAAAGGCCUUAUCAAAGAGCCUCGUCUCUUCGCUCUUGCAUGCUUUGCCUCAAUCGGUGGGCUGCUAUUCGGCUAUGACCAGGGAGUCAUUUCUGGUGUGCUGGUCAUGAAUAAUUUCUCCAAGCAUUUCCCAGUCCUCACAGAGGAUGCCACGCUCCAAGGAUGGCUGGUCUCCAUCAUGACACUCGGCGCCAUGUUCGGUGCCUUUGUGAACGGACCAAUCUCCGACCGGCUAUCACGCCGGUGGUCAAUCCUGGGCGCAAAUAUCAUCUUCCUGGUCGGUUCGAUCAUCCAAUGUGCGGCGGAAAACGUGGCCAUGUUGUUUGUUGGCCGGUUUGUAUUUGGCUGUGCGAUCGGUAUGCUGGCCAUGGUUGUUCCGCUCUACCUGUCCGAGCUGGCGCCUCCUAAUAUCAGAGGUGCUCUGGUGGCUCUCCAGCAGCUCUCGAUCACUGUUGGUAUUAUGGUUAGCUUUUGGAUUAACUACGGAACCCAGUAUAUUGGUGGCACUGGUGAAGGACAGUCUCAAGCCGCCUGGAGGAUACCCUUUGCGUUACAGUGUUUACCAUCGGCCAUUCUCGCAGUCGGCACAUUCUUUCUUCCAUACAGCCCUAGAUGGCUGAUGAACCAAGGCCGGGAAGAUGAAGCAUUGCAGACACUCGUGCGACUGAGAAGGGUUCCUGUCACCGACUAUCGUCUCACGGCUGAAUUUCUUGAAAUUAAGGCUGCCCGUCUUUUUGACCAGCAAACCAAGAUCGACAAGUACGGAGAAGGUCUCUCGGAUUUCUAUAUCGCACUACAGCAGUACAAGGAACUCUUUACUGCGAGCCAUUUAAGAAAGCGGACUAUGGUUGCUUGUCUACUUCAAGUACUUCAACAGUUCACUGGAAUCAAUGCUAUCAUUUACUAUGCCCCCCAAUUCUUCGAGGCCAUCGGGCUCCGCGGCAACUCCGUGAACCUCCUAGCUACGGGCGUCGUGGGCAUUGUUUUCUUCUUCUCCACCAUUCCAGCUGUCAUGUAUCUGGAUAGGUGGGGUCGGAGGAAGACACUGAUGCUGGGUGCUGCCGGUAUGUCCGUUGCUCAGUUAAUCGUGGCAACGUUAUACGCUGUGUAUAAAAACACCUUCUCGCAACAUCCAGCAGCUGGGUGGGCUGCGUGUGUAUUCGUCUGGGUCUAUAUCGGAACUUUUGCCUUUAGCAUCGCAUGCGUCAACUGGAUCAUGCCCUCGGAGAUGUUUCCGCCCGCGACACGAGGCAAGGCCGUCGGAGUCGCCAUCGCAUCCAACUAUCUGUCCAACUUCAUUGUUGCGCUUAUCACGCCCAGGAUGCUCAGGUCCAUCACUUUCGGGACGUUUUAUUUCUUUCUGGUGUUUUGUGUUAUUCUUGGCGUCUGGACCUACUUUUGUGUUCCGGAGACCAAGGGUGUCCCCAUCGAGGAGAUGGAUAGACUUUUUGGCGGCAAUGAUGCCGAGGCUGAUCUGGAACGCAUUGCUGAAAUUAGAUCCCGUAUUGGCCUUGCGCCGAACGGAGACACGGAUGCCGUUCUUAAGGAGAUCAAGGACACCACGAGCCAUGUCGAGUCUGUUGGCUGUGAUAAAUGA
This is a messenger RNA of Penicillium cataractarum, 1665 nucleotides long. Its product is annotated as sugar porter family MFS transporter. The transcript is spliced from 5 exons. The record is from RefSeq and is a predicted model, not a curated record. NCBI's taxonomy places the organism in Eukaryota, Fungi, Ascomycota, Eurotiomycetes, Eurotiales, Aspergillaceae. Gene Ontology annotation, cellular component: membrane. Bases 1 to 1665 code for a protein of 554 amino acids. Gene Ontology annotation, biological process: carbohydrate transport; transmembrane transport. Gene Ontology annotation, molecular function: carbohydrate:proton symporter activity.